AUGCCCAUCGUUCAGUUUGCACCCUUUCAAUCUCUCGUGCAGCCCGCUUUCUGGCAUGCCCUCACUGAUCUGAAGAUCGAUGUCCUUCGUCUUUCAGAGGAUGCCCUUCCGGUGACAGCGACGUAUACCACAGGCCGCGCCGUCAAGGACCGCGAGACAGGAAAUGACAUUGCGCUAGGCUGCAACCUGACCAUAAGCGGCGACGCGUUCUCCAACACCCAUGUGCCACAGCAUGCGGUCGCUGCUACGGGAUCCUUCAAGAAUUUCAACACCAUCGAAGACUUCAAGAACGCGGACAAGACCGCGCUAUUCAACUCUGUUGCCGACGAGAUCUGGAAGAGCAUUACCGUCGACAAAUCCACAGCCCUCCUCAACCGCUUCCUUGUCCUCACCUUCGCUGAUCUCAAGAAGUACAAGUACUUCUACUGGUUCGCAUUCCCCGCUUUCGCUUCCAAGCCAGCAUGGGAGAUCGACGGAGAAUGGGCCGCAGCAGAAGACAUACUUGGCGCGGACUCGCUCGCCGCCAUCCGACCUCAACUACGUGUAUCUCCGCGCCCCUUCUUCCUCGUUCGCGCCUCCGGGGGGCAAGCUACAACAGCACCAGUCGAGGACUACGUGUCCUUCUUCGCCGGCGUCCCCCCAGCUGAGCGCGCCAUCGGCUUUAUUGAUCCAUCUGCCGUGCCCAACAACCCCGGCUGGCCGCUCCGUAAUCUACUCGCCUACCUCCGUGCGUUGUACCCCGAGGACGCUGCGCAAGGCCUCCGUGUGUUGUGCUGGCGCGAUAGUGAAACCCCCCAGACCGGCGCCCCAGGCGGAUGGAAAAGUCGAUUUGGGGUGGUGAAGCAGGGCGCGGGCGAGUCGAUUGCACCGACUGAGAAGCCAAGCGCGGUCGGAUGGGAGAAGAACAUACAAGGCAAGCUCGGGGCUCGCGUCGCAGAUCUUGCUCCCAUGAUGGACCCGACGAGGCUCGCGGACCAGGCCGUGGACCUCAACCUCAAGCUGAUGCGAUGGCGCAUCCUCCCCGCACUCGAUUUGGAGAAAGUCGCGAAGACUCGUUGUCUCCUGCUUGGCGCUGGCACGCUGGGGUGUUACGUCGCGCGCACGCUCAUGGGAUGGGGCGUACGAACCAUCACCUUCGUCGACUCGGCGCGCGUUUCGUUUUCGAAUCCUGUCCGGCAGCCGCUAUUCGACUUUGAGGACUGCCUUAACGGCGGCAAGCCAAAAGCAGCGUGCGCGGCAGAGAAGCUCAAGAAGAUCUUUCCAGGAGUUAACUCCAACGGAUACAAUCUGUCCAUUCCCAUGCCUGGCCACCCGAUCCCGGCCGGCUCUGUAGAGCAGGCGAAGAAAGACGUCGCGACGCUGGAAAAGCUUGUCGACGAACACGACGUCAUCUUCCUCCUGAUGGACUCGCGCGAGUCUCGCUGGUUGCCGACGGUUCUCGGCGCAACGAAGGGCAAGAUCAUACUCAACGCUGCGCUCGGCUUUGACACGUUCCUCGUAAUGCGACACGGAGCCCGGACGCCGACUGCGAAGGGCGAGCGCCUUGGCUGCUAUUAUUGCAAUGACAUCGUCGCGCCCUCUGAUUCGCUCACGGAUAGGACGCUGGACCAGAUGUGCACGGUGACGCGCCCUGGCCUGGCCUCGAUCGCGGCGUCGACUGCUGUCGAGCUGCUUGUUUCAAUGCUCCAGCAUCCCGAAGGCAUCAACGCGCCCGCGCCGCCCCCGCAAGCAGGUAGCGCAGAGGCCGGCCACGGCCACGAGUCCAUCCUCGGGCUAGUACCACAUCAACUGCGCGGAUUCCUCGCACAAUUCCGGAAUGUCCCCAUUGUCGGUGCGGCGUACAACCGAUGUACGGGUUGCAGCGAGAAGGUGCUGGAGACGUACGAGAAGGAGGGCUUCGACAUGCUCUUGAAGGCGUUCAACGACACGGAGUAUCUGCCGGAGCUUACGGGACUGAAGCAGAUGUACGAGGAGACGCAAGCGGCGUUGGAGAACGAUGACCUCGUCGACGGGGAGGAAGACGAUUUCUAG
Molecule: messenger RNA, 2031 nt
Organism: Dichomitus squalens LYAD-421 SS1
Lineage: Eukaryota; Fungi; Basidiomycota; Agaricomycetes; Polyporales; Polyporaceae
Product: E1-like protein-activating
Exons: 8
Coding region: 1-2031 (676 amino acids)
Biological process (GO): autophagy of mitochondrion; C-terminal protein lipidation; piecemeal microautophagy of the nucleus
Cellular component (GO): phagophore assembly site; cytoplasm
Molecular function (GO): Atg12 activating enzyme activity; Atg8 activating enzyme activity
Source: RefSeq, a predicted model, not a curated record